GCGUAACGAAACUUAUACAUACCAAGCAUACGAGAAAUCAGGAUCGACAUUUUUGAGUGGUUUCUUUCAAUGACAAAGGAAUCACUUUCAGACAGAUAAUGCCGAGUCUCCUGGUGGCAGCGAUAGACUUUGGUACAACCUUCUCUGGUUAUGCCUUUUCAUUUCUUCAUGACUACAACAGAGACCCUUUAAAGAUAUCAGCCAAUACAUGGACAGCAGGUGUCGGCAAUUUGGUAUCGUUGAAAACGUCGACGUGCAUUCUCUUUGAUUCAACACAAAAAUUCCAUUCAUUUGGCUAUGAAGCUGAAGAAAAGUAUUCUAACUUAGCCCUCGAUGACCAGCACCAUGAUUGGUACUUCUUCAAAAGAUUCAAAAUGAUGUUGUACAGCAAAAUGGGAUUGACGAGAAAAACACUUCUUGAAGAUGACAAAGGAAAAAGAAUGGAAGCAAUGAAAGUAUUUUCUUCUGCAAUUGGCUAUCUAAAAGACCACAUGUUGACCACGUGCAAAAAGCAGUUGACUGACAUAGAGCAGUCUGAUAUCAUGUGGGUGUUGACGGUACCAGCCAUCUGGACCGAUUCGUCAAAACAAUUCAUGAGAGAAGCAGCAGAAAAGGUUGGAAUCUGUGCUGACAAGUUGAUGAUUGCCCUCGAACCGGAGGCUGCUUCUCUGUAUUGCAUGCACCAACCAGUUCAGAAGGAUAACGAAAAUUUUACAUUUGGGGUCUUCAAAUCUGGAGCAAAAUACAUGGUUGUUGAUGCGGGAGGUGGAACAAUUGAUAUUACUGUCCAUGAAGUUCAGGAAAAUGGAACAUUAAAAGAACUGCACAAAGCCAACGGUGGUGACUGGGGAGGAACCAAGGUAGAUGCAGCAUUCACAAGCCUCUUGGCUGAUAUUGUAGGAAAUAAUGUUAUGGAAGCAUUCAGUUCUAUGCAUAAAUAUGAUUUUCUUGAAUUUCUGAGGGAGUUUGAAGUAAAGAAGAGGACCAUAACUCCUCAACUUUCAGAAAAAGUAACAUUUAAAGUUCCGAUCAACUUGCUAGAGACAUUUCGCAUCACAUAUCCGGGAAGUGAUACCAAAACAGCUAUCACGUCAAAAUCUAAAUACAAAAACAAGCUGACCUGGAUUGGCGAUAAGCUACGAAUGGAUGCAGAACUAAGCAAGGCUCUCUUUGAUGAAAGCUGUAAGAAAAUAGUUGACCAUAUAAAACAGUUAUUCAGACAUUCCACAGUAAAAGAUGUGCCAUCUAUUCUACUGGUAGGAGGAUUUGCUGAAUCACCUAUGUUACAGGUGGCUAUAAAAGAAGCAUUCAAAGAUAAAAAAGUUAUCGUACCACAAGAUGCAGGGUUGGCAGUUCUAAAGGGGGCUGUAUUGUAUGGACACGAGCCCAAAACAAUUUCUGCACGAGUUUGCAAGUAUACAUACGGCGUUAGAGUGUCGGAAAUAUUUAAUGAUGCUAUUCAUCCGCUUUCGAAAAAAUUUGUAGAAAAUGAUGUUGAGCGUUGCAACGACAUAUUCAAUAUCCAUGUCCGCGUGGGUCAAGCGGUAAAAGUAGGAGAACCACAAGUGAAGCAAAAUUACAGGGUCAUAGCUCCAGACCAAAAGAUUAUUACAUUUCAUGUAUUCACUUCAAACAAGAAAGAACCAACAUAUACAACAGAUGAGGGUUGCACGCAUUUGGGCAAAUUGACUAUUGACAUGCCAGAUAUUUCAAAAGGAAUAAAUAGAGGAGCCAAUGUCCACAUGGUGUUCAGUGGAACUGAAAUUGCUGUUACAGCUGUAGAUCGAGAUAACCCUAAAAGUGUUGUGUCUACUACAGUUGAUUUUCUUGGAUGAUUUGAA
Messenger RNA from Magallana angulata, 1841 nucleotides. Its product is annotated as heat shock 70 kDa protein 12A-like. The transcript has 5 exons. The record is from RefSeq and is a predicted model, not a curated record. Gene Ontology annotation, molecular function: ATP binding; ATP-dependent protein folding chaperone. The coding region runs from base 99 to 1835 and encodes 578 amino acids. Lineage: Eukaryota; Metazoa; Mollusca; Bivalvia; Ostreida; Ostreidae.